GCCAUGGCAUACGCUACAUAUAGAUUUCACCGGUAAAUUGAGUGGUAAAAGCGAUCAAAAAGAAUACUGUUCAGUAAUUAUUGACUCGUUCACUAAAUAUGUACUACUGGAACACACAACUUCUCUUGAUGCGGCUAGCGCUGUUAACGCUCUUAAAAAGGCAGUCUAUCUAUUCGGAGCUCCAAAACGUGUUAUAGCCGAUCAAGGUCGCUGUUAUAUAAGCACCGACUUUAAAGCGUUUUGUGCUGAUAACAACAUCCAGCUUCACUUUAUCGCCACAGGUUCGAGCCGGGCUAACGGCCAGGUAGAACGUGUGAUGCGGACCCUAAAAUCUUUGUUAACGAUUAUUGAAAAUGACCCGAAUAAAAACUGGCGAGAUGAGUUAGGUAAUGUGCAGCUGGCUCUAAACAGUACCAGGUCAACUGUUACAAAAUAUACUCCAACUGAACUUCUUACUGGAGUUCGCGCACAACCAUUAGGGAUUUCUAAACUGACAUAUGGGAAUGAACAAAGCCAAAGGUUAGAUAUUGAGUCCAUCCGCGCAGAGGCUUCCAAAAAUAUAGAAAAGGCUGCCAAAGCUGAUACUGUACGUUUUAAUCGUGGUCGUGCCACUAUCAAACCAUUUUCGAAAGGAGACUUUGUGUUUGUUAAAAGUUCUGAACGAAAUCAAACCAAGCUAGACCGUAAAUUUAGAGGACCAUUUGUAAUCACCAAUGUCCUUGAAAACGACCGUUACGAGUUGAAAAGUAUCACUGGCUCUAGUAGAACAUUCAAAUAUUCUCACGAGAACUUACGUUCAGUACCGAGAGGACAUGAAGGGCUAACCGAGGUGGCCUUUAGCAUGUUAAACGAGAAUGAGGCCAUGACGGCGGGGGAUAACGAUGAACAGUUAGACGGAUACCAGUACGACGAUUCUGAUACAUUGUCUGCUCAUAGUGAUACCUUGACUGCAGGGUCCACAACUUUAACAGCACAAUCAGAGACUAUGAGCGACGACUCCGAAGAUGAAUCUCAUCGUGAAGAGAUAGUAGGUGUGGAGGUUCAUCAUUCGUAAUAGAUAAUGUAAUCUGCACAUCUGAUUGCACUAAACAGAUACUCGUGAUCGCCCGAGGACGGGCGAAUGUCAGUCCGGCCGUGACGGCGCCUCGAGCGCGUUCUAAAUCUACCUUUUUUUUAAGUUAAGUUAAAUGUUAGACAGAGCCAUCUAGUAUCGAUGUCUAUGUUAAUUUAAUUCAAUGUUGGAAUUUGUAAGGACGAGAGUGGCAACCCAACUGUGGUGGCAACACUCUAGUGAAACGUCGUUGUGAGCGGACGUCCAU
This is a messenger RNA of Vanessa atalanta (red admiral), 1319 nucleotides long. RefSeq lists its product as uncharacterized. The record is from RefSeq and is a predicted model, not a curated record. NCBI's taxonomy places the organism in Eukaryota, Metazoa, Arthropoda, Insecta, Lepidoptera, Nymphalidae. Bases 317 to 1054 code for a protein of 245 amino acids. Gene Ontology annotation, molecular function: nucleic acid binding. The transcript has 2 exons.